GGUUGAGAUGAGAUCACCUGUAUCGGAUGGAUUAAAUUAGAUAUCCCGGUGUAGUUAUAACACAAAAGAGAACACAUGUUGACAAGAUCGACUGAGCAGCACGAGCCGGAGGCAAUUUUUGAAGGACUCUUGAUCUGGUUGAGUGGACAGAGUAAUCGGUUAAUGGCAAUCUGAUAUUUGCCUGAUCUAAUACAGCGACUGCGCCAGACAAAUCAAAGCAUUUCUGACUUCAUUUCCAGCAUCGAAACGUCGCACAGUGAACGAUGAAUCACCUGUCUUUGAGUGAGCUGUGCUGUCUCUUCUGCUGUCCUCCAUGCCCGAGCAAAAUCGCCUCCAAGUUGGCUUUUCUCCCUCCAGAGCCCACUUACACUUUAAUUUCUGAUGAGAGUGGCAGUCGAUGGACCCUUCACCUAUCUGAGCGUGCCGAUUGGCAGUAUUCCACCCGGGAGAAAGACGCCAUUGAGUGCUUCAUGACCCGGACAUCUAGGGGGAACCGCAUCGCUUGCAUGUUUGUGCGAUGUUCUCCCAAUGCUCGCUAUACCCUGUUGUUUUCCCACGGUAACGCUGUAGACUUGGGACAGAUGAGUAGCUUCUACAUCGGCCUGGGAUCCCGCAUCAAUUGUAACGUGUUCUCCUAUGACUACUCUGGCUAUGGAGCAAGCUCAGGAAAGCCCUCAGAGAAAAAUUUGUAUGCUGAUGUAGAAGCGGCCUGGCACGCGCUGCGAACAAGGUACGGUAUCAGACCGGAGAACAUAAUCAUAUAUGGGCAGAGCAUUGGCACGGUUCCUUCGGUUGAUCUCGCCUCACGGUACGAGAGUGCUGCCGUUAUCCUUCACUCCCCUCUGACCUCAGGCAUGCGAGUGGCUUUUCCUGACACCAAGAAGACAUACUGCUUUGAUGCGUUUCCCAACAUUGAUAAAAUCUCCAAAGUCACUUCUCCGGUGCUGGUGAUCCAUGGUACGGAAGAUGAGGUUAUUGAUUUUUCCCAUGGACUGGCCUUGUAUGAGCGCUGCCAAAGGCCCGCGGAGCCGCUGUGGGUGGAGGGGGCGGGCCACAACGAUGUAGAGCUGUAUGGACAGUACCUGGAACGCUUGAAACAGUUUGUUGCCCAUGAACUUGUGAACUUAUAAAUGGAACCUCAAGAUUAGGACUGACCUCACUUGAUGAACGUUGGCAACUGUGAACCAGACUGCUUUUUUCCUCUCUCAAUGAGUCACAGUGCUCUGGUAUAGAGAACAUGGGAGGAGUGUCCUUACUGCCUUUCUGAGGGUGUACCUGUGGUGGAGUGGACGAGGGGUCUGCUGGUUCAGUAGCCCUACGUUAGUUUCUGCUAUGUGUCUUGAUACUAUGUACUAAAAAAUUUAAACUCAUUCCAUAGUCUAUACUAUGAUUUUGCUGUAUGCAUGUGUUUAGGAUCAUGUAAGAAAUACAAUACUGUACAAAGAGGUGCAACAUUUUGACACAACAUUUCACCAUGCAGGUGAUGCCAAAUGUCCAGUACUGAUCUUUGAUGUUACUUUGUACUAGAAACGAUGUUUAUAACUUGUCUGUUUAACCACAUUCUGUACACCGUAUGUAAUUUUAUCCAUUUAAUUUGGAUUUUGUUUUUGGAUGUCCUCCAAUGUAAAUGUUUUGUCCUGUGAAAAUAAUGUUUUAAAUGUCAAAUAAACUUAUAGACUUCGGAAAUCAAAGAUACACUUAAUUGUGGCUUAAACGGCCCAAUCUAAAGGCACUUUCACUAUCAACCAGAGUGUAUUUUUCUUCACUAUUUGUGUAUGUAAGAGGCUUGAAAAUCAGUCAGAUUACACAUAAAUGUUGUUGAACAACACA
Molecule: messenger RNA, 1830 nt
Organism: Misgurnus anguillicaudatus (oriental weatherfish)
Lineage: Eukaryota; Metazoa; Chordata; Actinopteri; Cypriniformes; Cobitidae
Gene: abhd17b
Product: abhydrolase domain containing 17B, depalmitoylase
Biological process (GO): regulation of postsynapse organization; protein depalmitoylation
Cellular component (GO): endosome membrane; plasma membrane
Molecular function (GO): palmitoyl-(protein) hydrolase activity
Source: RefSeq, a predicted model, not a curated record